CUCCGCCCCUCAGCACCGCCCCCUCCUACGACCAGACUCGGGCUCUCUUGGCCCAGUCCGGGCCAGGGAGCCUCCAGGCGGAGAGGCUCCCGAGCCACGGCCUCCUCAUGGAGGAGCCGCUCUCACCCCCUCCAGAGCCCGGGCUGCUCCUGCCGCCGCUGCAGGGAAGCGGAGCCGCUGCUGUUCCGGAGCCUGGAGCCCGGCAACACCCGGGACACGAGACGGCGGCUCAGCGGUGCAGCGCCCGCCUGCUGCAGGCGGGUUACGAACCCGAGAGCAGCAUGGCGGACUACCUGAUCAGCGGCGGCACUGGCUACGUGCCGGAGGAUGGGCUUACCGCUCAGCAGCUCUUCGCCAACGCGGACGGCCUCACCUACAAUGACUUCCUGAUCCUUCCAGGAUUCAUAGACUUCAUAGCUGAUGAGGUGGACCUGACGUCAGCCCUGACCCGGAAGAUCACACUGAAGACACCACUGAUCUCCUCUCCCAUGGACACUGUGACAGAGGCUGAUAUGGCCAUUGCAAUGGCUCUCAUGGGAGGAAUUGGUUUCAUUCACCACAACUGUACCCCGGAGUUUCAGGCCAAUGAAGUGCGGAAGGUUAAGAAGUUUGAGCAAGGCUUUAUCACAGACCCUGUGGUCCUGAGCCCUUCGCAUACUGUGGGUGAUGUGCUGGAGGCCAAGAUACGACAUGGUUUCUCUGGCAUCCCCAUCACUGCUACAGGCACCAUGGGUAGCAAGUUGGUGGGCAUCGUCACCUCCCGAGACAUCGACUUCCUUGCUGAGAAGGACCACACCACCCUCCUCAGUGAGGUGAUGACGCCACGGAUCGAGCUGGUGGUGGCUCCAGCAGGUGUGACACUGAAAGAAGCAAAUGAGAUCCUGCAGCGCAGCAAGAAAGGGAAGCUGCCUAUUGUCAAUGAUCAUGAUGAGCUGGUGGCCAUCAUUGCACGCACGGACCUGAAGAAGAACCGAGACUACCCUCUGGCCUCCAAGGACUCCCACAAGCAGCUGUUGUGUGGGGCAGCUGUGGGUACCCGGGAGGAUGACAAAUACCGUCUGGACCUGCUCACCCAGGCGGGCGCUGAUGUCAUUGUUCUAGACUCAUCCCAGGGGAACUCGGUGUAUCAGAUCGCCAUGGUGCACUAUAUCAAGCAGAAGUACCCCCAUCUCCAGGUGAUUGGGGGGAAUGUGGUGACGGCAGCUCAGGCCAAGAACCUGAUUGACGCUGGUGUGGAUGGGCUUCGUGUGGGCAUGGGCUGUGGCUCCAUCUGCAUCACCCAGGAAGUUAUGGCGUGUGGCCGGCCUCAGGGUACUGCCGUCUACAAGGUGGCUGAGUAUGCCCGGCGCUUUGGGGUGCCGGUCAUAGCUGAUGGUGGCAUCCAGACUGUGGGACAUGUGGUCAAGGCCCUGGCACUUGGAGCCUCCACAGUGAUGAUGGGCUCUCUGCUGGCUGCCACCACGGAGGCCCCUGGUGAGUACUUCUUCUCAGAUGGGGUGAGGCUUAAGAAGUACCGGGGCAUGGGCUCGCUGGAUGCCAUGGAGAAGAGCAGCAGCAGCCAGAAGCGAUACUUCAGCGAGGGGGAUAAGGUGAAGAUCGCACAGGGUGUCUCAGGCUCCAUCCAGGAUAAAGGCUCCAUUCAGAAGUUCGUACCCUACCUCAUAGCAGGGAUCCAGCAUGGCUGCCAGGAUAUUGGGGCCCAAAGCCUGUCCGUCCUGCGAUCCAUGAUGUACUCAGGAGAGCUCAAGUUUGAGAAGCGGACCAUGUCAGCCCAGAUCGAGGGUGGUGUGCACGGCCUACACUCUUACGAGAAGCGGCUGUACUGAGGACAGCAGUGGAAGCCGAGGUGGUGGAGGAGGUGAACCCCAGGGUCCCACUCCAGGAACGGCCUCCCUCCAUAACUGAGCGACCCAUGGAUUUGCACUAAGGGUUCCAUAGCUCCUUCCAGGGAGAGAGGCGGGGAGUCCUGAGGGGCUAUGGCCCCUCUCUGGCCACCCCCACAGUCAGAUUACUCCCUGUGCCAGGCUGCCCUGGGAGUCCCUCUGGGCUCCCCCCUUCUUCAGCCCCCUGAGCCUAGCCAGCCUGGGCUCUCAGGCCCUGCGCCUGCCUCAGGUCUUUCUCGCUGCAGCCUGCUCCAGCCCAAUUCCCACCCCUGGGGAAGGUGGCCCCUCCUGGCUUCUCCUGUAGGGCACCUCCCUCCCACUGCCCCCCCCCCAAAAUGGUGCUCUCCUGACCCUGCCUCUGGCCCCUCCCCAGGCUGUUGUCCUCUCAGCCGUGUGACACUCUGGGUUCUGGACCUAGAUCAGGGGGAGGUCUCUGCCCCCUUCCUCUGGCCCAAGGCUACCCUAGGCCCUGUUCCUCAGCCCACUUUACCAUCCCUGAACCUAGGGAAGACCUGAUGUUGGUCACCUGCCCAUCAUUCCUGAUGCACCAUCAUCCCCAGGUGUACCAUCCCUGCCCUCUCUUCUCAGCUGCAGUUGAAGGCUUUAACUUUGCACACUUUGGGGUCACAAUUGUGUCAUUGUAUAUCAAAUAAUCUGAAUAAAUCAAGUAGAUAUCAAA
Messenger RNA from Nannospalax galili (Upper Galilee mountains blind mole rat), 2562 nucleotides. RefSeq names its product inosine monophosphate dehydrogenase 1 (gene Impdh1). Gene Ontology annotation, cellular component: cytoplasm. The record is from RefSeq and is a predicted model, not a curated record. The transcript is spliced from 15 exons. Bases 108 to 1826 code for a protein of 572 amino acids. Gene Ontology annotation, molecular function: IMP dehydrogenase activity. Gene Ontology annotation, biological process: GTP biosynthetic process. NCBI's taxonomy places the organism in Eukaryota, Metazoa, Chordata, Mammalia, Rodentia, Spalacidae.